GGAGUGGGUCAGCAUGCAUGUCCAGGAACUGCUCUUUGUGGCCGCGAUCCUAGUGCCCCAAUGCCUGAGGGCAUUGCGAUAUAGCCAAGGCACUGGCGACGAGAACUGCGAGACUCUCAAGUCGGAGAUCCACUUGAUCAAGGAGGAGUUCGACGAGCUGGGCCGGAUGCAGAGGACCUGCAAUGCCGACGUCAUCGUCAACAAAUGCGAAGGAUUGUGCAACAGUCAGGUGCAACCAUCGGUGAUAACGCCCACGGGGUUUCUGAAAGAGUGCUACUGCUGCCGCGAAAGCUUCCUCAAGGAAAAGGUCAUCACUCUAACCCAUUGCUAUGACCCGGACGGCACCCGUUUGACCUCUCCGGAAAUGGGAAGCAUGGAUAUACGUCUUCGGGAGCCCACCGAGUGCAAGUGCUUCAAAUGUGGCGAUUUCACACGUUAAUGCCUCAACAUAAACUAUGCUAUUUGCAUCCAUUUGUUUUAGUUGCAGAGUGAAAUAUGUUUCAUAUAUUUUCAAAACGAGCCCCACAUUAAAAGUACCAUUACUU
Messenger RNA from Drosophila melanogaster (fruit fly), 545 nucleotides. RefSeq names its product partner of bursicon (gene Pburs). The record is from RefSeq and is marked reviewed. Bases 14 to 439 code for a protein of 141 amino acids. Gene Ontology annotation, cellular component: bursicon neuropeptide hormone complex; extracellular region. Gene Ontology annotation, molecular function: neuropeptide hormone activity; G protein-coupled receptor binding. The transcript has 2 exons. NCBI's taxonomy places the organism in Eukaryota, Metazoa, Arthropoda, Insecta, Diptera, Drosophilidae.